UGGAAUUAAAAUUAUUUUGUAGCAAUGUCAAAACAUAAUCAUAAUCCAAUACCUCAGGACUCUGAAACAGUAAAUGACAUGUUCAAUAAAGGAGAAAACCCUAAAGCUAAAGCUUUAACAAUCGAGCCAAAACUUAGAGAAAAGAAACAACCGCAACCAGAAAUAACCAAGGAAUACAAAGCUGGGACUCCUAAAUAAACUCUCUAAUGAGCUAAACAAAGAUUUAGGGGGAAAGCAUGGCCCAGAAAGCUCUAUCAAUAAUAGAGCUUCAAGCAUACGGAGCAAGACUAACAAAAGUACCGGAAAUACUAGCAAGAACAAACAAAUCAGAGAAGGCCUUGAUGAAAUUGACCAAGAAAUUGAAUACAUCGACUCAAACCUCCCUGAUGAAGUCCUUGAGGAAGAUGAUGAGCUUUCAGGGCUAGUAAACUCCAACAAGAUCCUUCGAGACAAAGUGAACCAUCUCUCCUUCAUCGUCGAAAAUGCUAUCGAAAAGGCAGCAUCUUUAAGGAAGCAGAUUAAUACUCAUAGGAAGGAGCCUGAAGAUGAAGAGUUAAAGAGCAAGCUUAAAGAGAUUAACAAAUACCAGAAAGCAAUCAUGAAGCUAAAAUACCCCCGCAAGAAAGAGGACUACAAGACCAAAGAGAUUAAAGACGAGAUCAAGAUACUUAAUAAAGAGAUUAAAGAACUUGAAGAAAAUCAGAUCCAGUCGAUCAAGAGGCAGAACCAAAACAGAACCAGAGCUUAUGAAGAAAUCGCUAAAGGAAACGGAGAAAAGAACUUAAAAGUCAUCACCCUAAAAUAGCAGUCUCCAACAAGAGAAGGAGAUUGUCGCCCAGCUUGAGCAAGAAAGUAAGGAAAAUGAAGCUAACUAUGAAAUUGCAAUGAAACAACUAAGAAGUGUCAAUACGGAAUACAGAUCCUUAGUCGAUAAAAGAAUAGCACUUACUAGUAACACCCAAACGCCUGAUGAGUCUGAGGUGACGAAAGAAGACAGAAUGAUCUCAGAUAUUCAGAAAAAGAAAAUAAUCAAGAGAAUAGCCAACAAUAAGCUUACCCAAAUUAAGAUGAAGGUAAAAGCUCAAAAGAAGGUCAACAUUGACAUUGACAAGGAGAUAAUAGAGUUAAAAUCAAGUAUUCAAGAGAAACUGAAAGAAAAUGAACAAAUGAGUAAAAGAGCAAAGGAAAUGAAAGGUAUGUUUGUUCAAAGACCUAAUGACUCUACAGUUUCAGCCACUAAAGCUCCUCCAUCUCCAAUAAUAUCUGAGGAGCUUUAA
Moneuplotes crassus is the source of this 1277-nucleotide messenger RNA. Lineage: Eukaryota; Ciliophora; Spirotrichea; Euplotida; Euplotidae. The record is from the annotation of a GenBank genome assembly.